AUGGGUAUAAUUCAAUUUUGUUGUAUGAAGUCCAUUUUAACCAUAAUAUUACUCACCUUUAUCACGAACAAUACAUUAUACACACACUCUAUUGGCUUAAAGGCGAGUUCAAAGGAUAACCAAAAAUUGACCAGUUCUGGCACAUCACGUUAUAUGGAACCGCAUACACAUAAUACAAGUGAAGAUCCUAACAACAUCCCAUUGAAUAAUCUGACAAUUGAAGUGUUGCCAAAUGACGACGAAGAAGAUGAUGGUUUCCUUCAAUUUGGAUUAUUGAGAGAUGCCUAUGGCUAUGGAGAAUCAUUAAAGACGAUUGGAAGCGAAUGA
Molecule: messenger RNA, 327 nt
Organism: Theileria equi strain WA
Lineage: Eukaryota; Apicomplexa; Aconoidasida; Piroplasmida; Theileriidae
Exons: 4
Coding region: 1-327 (108 amino acids)
Source: RefSeq, a predicted model, not a curated record